UUGAGUCAGAUUUAACUUUCUCUCCUUUCACUUUGCUCUCUCCUGCCAGUGGAAACCUGGCACUAGUUUGUUUCUAUUUUUCCUGCUAAAUAAGAAAUAUCUAGAAUUUCACAGAACAGAAAAUGUGAUUUCUUGCUUUUAUCUUGGCACAAUAACCAAUUUAAUCCACGAUUCCGGCAAGGAGACACACACGCGUAUUGACUUUUUGUGUGGGGAUUAUAUUGGUUUAUAAGUGGAUGCAAUAACACGAUGAAUUAUUUUCCGUCUUUGCCAUUUCGUUAGAAUAAGAUUAUUUGGUUCAACAAUCAAUUGAAUCGACGAAAACCUCAAUAUACGUACGCUGUAAAUAAGAGCUUGUGGAGAAAGUUUGGCACAUAGCACAGCUUCAAUUGCCGACGAGUCCAGAACAAUCAGUAUGGGUUACUGUUGGCCCUGUUCGACUUUAAAUGGAGGCGUUUAUUUUGCUGCGAGUGCUCACAUCUGCGUCGGGUUUUUCAUGACGGGCUAUUUAAUUUAUUACCAUCUCCUGAGCAUCGCUAAUUACUAUUCCAACGGGGUCGCAGCAACCACGGAUGGGUUUUUCACGAUCUGCUUGAUAUACUCGAUACUGGUGCUGAUCCUUGGGCUUUGCAUUUUCAAUGGGAUUGAGCAGAAAAAGAGUGGAAUGUUGAAAGUCUCAACGAUUUUGUUUGGAAUUCUCCACGGCGUGAUAUUUCUGCGGGUGAUUUACGUCAUCAUGUCGGAGCUAAUUAUGACCCUGGUGAAUUCGGGGACUACUUCCUCGUACGGCGGGAAGGGGGACAGUUCUUCCUUUGGAAUCAUAUUCUUCACAUUCUUGUUCUUCACCACGGUCAUCUACUUGGCAAUCCUCACCAUCUACAUCCGAGAUCUUCAACAAGCCAACAGUUCUGGAAACAUUUUUAGCCAAAUUCAACUCGGUGCUGGAGGCGGAGACGGAAAUCCUCUCUACGCGUACAAUACCGUACAUUGCCACCCGUAAUUAAUAAUAUUUGUUUUACCUGAUUGGAGAACUUGACCUAUUUGUACACACGUGUUUUUCGCGUCUGUCUUUUAAAUGCCACGCGGGUGAAAUUACUUAUUAUUACUUACGGACAUUUCUUAUGGUUUAAAAUUGUAACAAUUAUAUGUAUUUAGGUUUCUAGUGUCGGUUGUAAAUCUAAGUACUAAAUAGUAGUAAAUAUUACUAAAUAUUAGUAGUAUUUAGAAAUCCUAACGGACUCAAUAUUUUCAAUAUGGCUUAUUUCGUUUAAUGAGUACUUAGCUGUUUUAGUGCGUCGAUUUAUCCCGGAACCCUAUCUACAUACAUAUAUAAAUAUCACUAUAGACAUACUUUCUGUACAAGAUUCAUUGAGAUUGAAACGCAUACUUACAUGUAAAUAUAUAGAUAAAUAUAAAUAUAUACAUAAAUCGUGUCAUAGUUCGCCGUUAGUUUAUUGUAGCCGUGAAGACUGUACUUGUGCAGAGAGAAAGUAACAGAAAUAAACCUUAAUUUUAGAUGGGUAUUAACCUCAGA
This is a messenger RNA of Folsomia candida, 1534 nucleotides long. RefSeq lists its product as uncharacterized. Bases 416 to 1000 code for a protein of 194 amino acids. NCBI's taxonomy places the organism in Eukaryota, Metazoa, Arthropoda, Collembola, Entomobryomorpha, Isotomidae. The record is from RefSeq and is a predicted model, not a curated record. The transcript is spliced from 4 exons.